CCAUAUCAGUAGUAUUUACAACAUUGAACAGUAUUGAUAAACAAAAAAAUAAAAAUGUGUAAUAUCUCAAAGAGUAUCGUUCUCCUAUGUGCAUUUGCAAGUGUAGCAGUUCUUAAUGUGUCUGCGAAGCCAGCCGACGACAAAUACACCACUAAGUACGAUAACACCGAUGUGGACGCCAUCUUGAAAAGCAAGCGUUUGUUGAACAACUACAUUAAUUGUUUGUUGGAUAAAGGAAGCUGCAACCCAGACGCUGCCGAACUUAAAAAAAAUCUACGUGAAGCAUUGGAAACUGAUUGUAUAAAAUGCAACGACCUACAGAAGAAACGCGCCUAUCAAGUGAUCAUCCAUCUACACGAGAAUGAACCGGCGAUUCUGAAGGAGCUCAAAGCCAAGUACGACCCAAGCGGUGACUUCGAACGUCGCUUGUGCAAGAGAUUGGAAGCAGGUGAAAUCGACUCACCGCAUCGAUGCGCUGCUGAAUUGCAAGGGCAGAAAUCAUCGUCACGGUUUGACAACGUUGAUGUAGAUGCAGUAUUGAGCAAUAAAAGAUUACUGAAAAAUUAUGUUGAUUGUUUACUGGGGACGCGUGUUUGUACACCGGAAGGUGCCGAAGUCAAACGACUUUUACCUCAAUCCAUAAAAUCUGAAUGUGCCGAUUGUACCCCGAAACAAAAAGAGAACUCAAAGAAGGUCCUCAAUUACUUCCUCAACACCGACGCGGAUUACUGGGAGCGAUUGGAGAAACUCUACGAUCCGACUGGUGAAUACAAAAAACGAUCCUGUGAACGCGCCAGACGUGAUGAAUGUGAUAUAAAAACAAUAGCUCGUGGAAAAACCAUGUGUAUUUUCCAGAUCGCUACCAGAGGAAAACUGAUCUUCUUGUCCGGCAUUGUUUUAUUCGUUAACGUGACCAUGGUGCGUUUAAUAUUGCUUUUCGGGCUGGUGAUAGCCGCACAAUGCACUGUGUCAAAAGAGAAAACCUACACCACGAAAUACGACAACGUCGAUCUUGACGACAUCCUCAAGAACGAGCGUUUGCUCAAGAGCUAUGUCGAUUGUCUCUUGGAGAAAGGCACUUGCACACCAGACGGAUUAGAAUUGAGAAAGAACAUGCCGGAUGCGAUUGAGACAGAUUGCAGCAAAUGCAGUGAGAAACAAAAGGAAGGCUCGGAUAAAAUUAUUCGAUUUUUAAUUGACAACAAACCGGAACUGUGGAGUCCUCUGCAAGAGAAAUACGAUCCGACCGGAAGUUACAAAACAAGAUAUUUGGAAAACAAAAGCGAUGUUGCAUCGGAACCAAUCUUGUAA
Molecule: messenger RNA, 1311 nt
Organism: Dalotia coriaria
Lineage: Eukaryota; Metazoa; Arthropoda; Insecta; Coleoptera; Staphylinidae
Exons: 6
Coding region: 55-1311 (418 amino acids)
Source: RefSeq, a predicted model, not a curated record